AUGCUUCAUGGACCAUGUGGAAUUGACAACCCUAAAUCACCUUGCAUGAAAGAUGGGAAGUGUUCAAAGUUCUUCCCCAAAGCAUUUAGCAAUGAAACUUCAUUUGACAAGUUUGGAAAUGUAGUCUAUCGAUGUAGAAAUUCUAGAGUACAAGUGAAAAAAGGAAAAGUUAUGCUGGAUAAUAGAUAUGUCGUUCCAUAUAACAGGAAUUUACUGGUUAGAGCUCAGGCUCACAUUAAUGUUGAGAUAUGUCAUAAAGGAGGAUUGGUGAAAUACUUAUUUAAGUAUAUCACUAAAGGACCAGAUAGGCAAUCAAGUGUGAAAAACAUUCUGAAGAAUCCCAGAGCUGGCAAAACACAUCUGACAGCUUGGUUUCAACUUAAUAGACAGGACCCUGAUGCUAGAAAGCUAACAUAUGCUCAGAUACCAGGUUCAUACACAUGGGAUGAAGAAUAUAAUGAGUGGACAUUGAGGAAAAGAGGAUUUGCCAUUGGAAGAAUUGCUUAUGUUCCUCCAGGAAGCAGUGAUGUCUUUUUCCUUAGACUAUUGUUGACAAAGGUACAAGGAGCAGCCAGCUUUAAUGACUUAAGGACUGUUCGAGGAGAGCUCUGCAGUACUUAUGAAAAAGCGUGUGAAAAAUUAGGUCUCUUAUCUGAUUCUUCAGAAUGGAUUAAGGUUCUUCAGACACGGAGGAACAGGCAAGACAUUCCUGUACAAUGCAAUAAUCACAAAGCUCAAGAGUUUGUCCAAAAUAUGAUUGUUGUUGCUUCCUCUGGAAUUGCAGCAACACUACUUCCAAAUGGCACAACUGCUCAUUCUAGAUUCAAGAUCCCACUCCACUUGGACAACACAUCGACAUGUUCUAUAAAAAAGGGUACACAUUUAGCUGAACUAAUAUGCGAGGCUUCAUUAAUUGUUUGGGAUGAAGCGCCAAUGACACAUCGACAUGCAUUUGAGGCAAUUAGCAGGACAUUUUGUGAUCUGAUGGAGAUUCCUCUGUCUGGAACAGGACAUAAACUAUUUGGGGAUAAAGAGGUCCCUGAAUCAUUUAGUGAAACUUAUCCCACUGAGUUUCUUAAUACUUUAUCGUUCAAUGGUGUGCCAGAUCACGAGAUAAGACUGAAAGUUAACACUCCAGUGAUGUUGCUCAGAAAUCUAAGCCCCCCAAGUGGUUUAUGCAAUGGAACACGAUUGAUGAUAACGUCGUUAGGUCAGAAUAGCAUCAUAGGAAAUAUCAUGGGAGGAUCCUUUGAUGGAAAACCUGUAGCAAUAUCACGAAUUGUGCUCAACAUUGAGGACAAAAAAUGGCCGUUCAUCCUCAAGAGACGUCAAUUUCCUGUUCGAUUAUGUUAUGGAAUGACGAUAAACAAAAGCCAGGGACAAACCCUGGAUAAAGUUGGAAUUUAUCUACCGAAUCCAGUAUUCAGUCAUGGCCAAUUGUAUGUGGCCGUAUCCAGAGUCAGAUCUGCAGCUGGGCUGAGGUUUCUGAUAACAAAUGAAGAGGGUGUUCCAGGAAAUCACACAAGAAACAUUGUGUUCUCAGAAGCAUUCACAGAUAUCACAGGAAAUUAA
Messenger RNA from Linum tenue, 1572 nucleotides. The record is from the annotation of a GenBank genome assembly. Lineage: Eukaryota; Viridiplantae; Streptophyta; Magnoliopsida; Malpighiales; Linaceae.